Molecule: messenger RNA, 1209 nt
Organism: Polyodon spathula (Mississippi paddlefish)
Lineage: Eukaryota; Metazoa; Chordata; Actinopteri; Acipenseriformes; Polyodontidae
Product: BMP and activin membrane-bound inhibitor homolog
Exons: 3
Coding region: 406-1185 (259 amino acids)
Biological process (GO): positive regulation of canonical Wnt signaling pathway; transforming growth factor beta receptor signaling pathway; negative regulation of transforming growth factor beta receptor signaling pathway
Molecular function (GO): frizzled binding
Source: RefSeq, a predicted model, not a curated record
AGAAGUGACUGUAUUAGGUUGGUGGAUUGGUCUUGGAUAUUGAGCCUUGUCGAGUGGAUUAAUAUUUUUAAGUUAUUCUUUUUAUGGAACGACAUGGUUAUUAUUGCAAUCCGGUGAACGUGAGAGAGGUUCUUAUUUAUUUUCCAUAUACUUUUUUUUUUUCACAGUUCGGUGCGCCGGCGUAUUUAACAGACAAAGUUGGUUACAUCAGUGUAAAACUUCAGUUCACAUUUUAGAUGCUUUUGCUAGUUUUCGAGAGGACUGCGGGGAUACCUGUUUAGAAUAACAACACAUUUUGUUUUAUAACCUGUGUUUUGAUCGUACAUAUGCAACGUUGCAGAGUUGCGCCGAGUCCAAGGAUCUAGAAAACACGACUUGAGUUUAAUUUUAAACUUGUCUUCUUAAAUGGAUCGCCAUUCCAGUUUCAUUUCCAUUUGGCUGCAACUGGAACUGUGUGCCAUGGCGGUGCUUCUGACAAAAGGGGAGAUAAGAUGCUACUGUGACGCAGCACAUUGCGUGGCAACAGGUUACAUGUGUAAGUCAGAGUUAAGUGCCUGCUUCACCAGGCUUCUGGACCCACAGAACACAAACUCCCCUCUCACGCAUGGCUGCUUGGACCCUUUUGCUAACACAGCAGACGUUUGCCGUGCCGGAAGGACAGAGAGCCGCGCUGGGGCAUCCGAGAAGCUCGAGUGUUGUCACGACGAUAUGUGCAAUUACAGAGGACUCCAUGAUGUUGUUUCGUAUCCCAGGGGGGAUGGCUCAGAUCAUGGAACAAGAUAUCAGCCCGACAGCAGCAGGAAUCUUCUCACCAGGGCUCAGGAUUUAACAUCCUCCAAAGAGCUGUGGUUCAGGGCUGCCGUGAUCGCUGUGCCUAUCGCAGGGGGACUCAUUCUAGUGCUUCUCAUCAUGCUGGCCUUGCGGAUGCUUCGCAGCGAAAACAAGAGACUGCAGGACCAGAGGCAGCAGAUGCUGUCCCGCUUGCACUACAGCUUUCAUGGACACCACUCGAAGAAGGGCCAGGUAGCCAAACUGGACUUGGAAUGCAUGGUUCCUGUAACCGGACACGAGAACUGCUGUAUGACUUGUGACAGAUUGCGACAGUCGGAACUCCACAAUGAUAAAGUGCUGUCUUUAGUUCACUGGGGAAUGUACAGUGGUCACGGGAAGUUGGAAUUUGUAUGACCCCCCCCCCCCCCCCCCCCCCCC